GCAAGCAGGCCAAGCCCCACUCCUCAAGAUGGAGGAGGAGCUGCUGCUCCCGGUGGGGACUCCCCAGUAGGCCACUGGGGGAAGCCCCACGACCCAGACAGCAGGUGGAGAGCAGCAGCUGGCCGGAGAUCGACUUCAGCGAGAAACUGUGCGGAGCUCCAGCAGCUGGACUUCCUGGAGCAGAAGAGCCGCUGAACCCCGCCCCUGCUGAUCUCACUGCACACAGCCUAGGGCCCCACCCGCCGAGGACUCCAGAACCUUCUCCUACCAGCUCGCCCAGAGACCAAGCCAAGAGAGUGGUCUCUGAGGAGCCCGCUAGAAAGGCAAGGCGAGGCCCGCAGAGAAGGAUGCCAAGCCUGUAGAAGCAGAGACGUCGGGGAUGGGGGACCUGCCCUGGGCGCCGCCAGAGGCCCAAGCGCCCAGCACCGCAGGAGCUGGAGACGUCGCUGAGCACCAGGUGGCGCCGGCGCGGUUCCUACAGGGAGCCUGGAGGCAGGCUGCGGGGUGGCUGUGCCGGGAGACUGGAGCGGCUCCUGGCUCCGCGCAGGCAGGGCCCCCAGAGACAGCUCAUGCAGCAGAUCCGCAGCCCCGGGGCCCUCAGGCACCGCCGCGGCUGCCGCCCUCGCUCAGUCCCGAGCGCGUCCACCCUGGCCAGCCAGCUGCCCCCGCUGAACCUGCGCCGGGCGCUCCGGCUCUCCGUUCGGGCCCCAGCCAACCCCGCGGGCUCAGGCUCCCAGUUCCUGUCCCAGCCUGCGCCGGCUCCAGCGCCCCCGGCUCUCCAGCUGCUCUUCCCGACUCCUAUCCUUGGCCGCCCCCAGCGCGGAACCGACCCGCGACCCUACCGCCAACAUCGCGGGUCUCGCCUCUCGCAGCCUUUUUGGCGUCCGCGCCUCAGCGUUGAAGCCAGGGCCCCUCGUGAGCUCGGCG
This is a messenger RNA of Homo sapiens (human), 927 nucleotides long. RefSeq lists its product as uncharacterized. The record is from RefSeq and is a predicted model, not a curated record. The transcript has a single exon. The coding region runs from base 380 to 901 and encodes 173 amino acids. NCBI's taxonomy places the organism in Eukaryota, Metazoa, Chordata, Mammalia, Primates, Hominidae.